Molecule: messenger RNA, 3418 nt
Organism: Vitis riparia (riverbank grape)
Lineage: Eukaryota; Viridiplantae; Streptophyta; Magnoliopsida; Vitales; Vitaceae
Product: serine/threonine protein phosphatase 2A 57 kDa regulatory subunit B' alpha isoform-like
Exons: 2
Coding region: 1474-3105 (543 amino acids)
Biological process (GO): signal transduction
Cellular component (GO): protein phosphatase type 2A complex
Molecular function (GO): protein phosphatase regulator activity
Source: RefSeq, a predicted model, not a curated record
UAUUUUGAUACAGGUAUAUGAGUUUUGUGGAUAGGUAACUAAUACUAACAACUGGAAAAAUUGUUAUGUGCGUUCGUCUGAAUUUUGUUCUUGCUUCUCUUGAAGUCAUGGUUACUAGCCUCUUGAUUGUGAUGGUUGGGAAGUUGGAUGUGUUCUAUGAAUGUGUGGCCAAGAGUUAUUCCUAUGUUAUAGAGGAUGAGUGAGAAUGUGAAGUUUGGUGCCAGUGAUUAUGAUUACCAUAUAAUGUCAAACAAAAUUAUUUUCUAAUCAUAUUUCAGUACAUAUGAUAUGAUGUCAUACUUGCUUAGACACUGUUAUUUUGAUACAGGCAUAUGAGUUUUGUUAUAUGCAUUCCUGUGAUUUUUGCUCCUGCUUCUCUUGAAGUCAUGGUUACUAGCCUCUUGACUGUGAUGGUUGGGAAGUUGGAUGUGUUCUCUCAUGUAUUUCUAGAAGAAGAGAACAAGAAGAAGAAGAAGAAGACGGUUUUGCUUCUCAAUAACUUCUAACCUUCCAGACCUCUGUUCUGCCUGUCAUGAGAGUACUGAAUUGUGAAUGGAGAUACAAUCAUUGACCUUGAUAUUUUAAUCAUCUAUGCUACCCUCUUUGUUUUCACUAAUAUUUCCACCCCUUUUUUUUUUUUUGAGGUUUUUUUGAGUUUAUUAAUCUCUUGAGAUGCUUAUCAAUAUGUGGCCAAGAGUUAUUUAUAAUUUAUUGAUAGGCUCCAGAAAUGCUUGACACCUAGGAUAUAACCACCAUGCCUUGUCAAGAAUGCAUCACAAUUAUUUGAUAAUCAUCUUUCUAUGUACAGAUGCUAUUAUUAUGAAUAGGCAUAUGAGUUUUGCAUAUGGAUAAAUGCUGUUUUAUUGAUGCAGACUUGAAGGGGCCUAAAAGGGAUUCUGAUUUGCUCAAUUUCUUCCAGGUUCCAGAUUCAUAGGUCUAAUCUAAACCUACUUUGUUUCCAGUUCCCUUGUUUUCAUGCAUGAUCUUUCCACUUAGUUCCCUAUUUGUCUUUUCCUGUGGCCCUUGUUUUAGCUUCUACUAUGUAACUAUGCUCAAGUUCACAUUGAUUUUAGAUCGUUGCAUAUAUGUGUACAAGUGUUUUGCAGAAUAGGCCAAAAUUUUCCUGCUUUAUAUGUAUUAAAUAUGUGUUUUUCUUAUCUUUGUUGAUCUGAUCUAUAAUUCUUGGUUUCAAAUACCCUUCCAAACAGUUAACUUAGAAAACCCUACUUGGUUUGAUUUUUGUAAUGAGCGGUUUGCAUGCUGUGGACCCGUAGUCCAAAAGGUCCAGAGUGAUAGGUUGGUGAGGCACAGGAAUGGUGGACUAGACAAAUCCAACAAGGCUAUUGUCUUCUUGCGAAUAUCCCCUGAUGUGUUUGCUACAAGCUGUUUGUGAUUACCAACUUUCAUUAUUAGAGAAGUCCAUGUGGCACUCACCCGGGUGGGGAGAAAGAACUGAAAGUAUCUCCCAUUGACAUGAACCUCAGCUUACCUGUCUCAUCUGUGAUUAGGGAAAAUCCAUAUACUCCAUCAUCGGAUAUUACAAGGCUUCUUCCCUAUGAAACAUCGCUGUCCUUUGGCCUUUCUUUCAAAACCCAACAAGAAAGAAAGGUAAAAGGAAAAAAUCAAACAUUUUUUUUCCUUUCUGCAAGACUGUUAGAAGGAGAUAGGCAAGAAGAUAGGAGAGGGAGAGAAAUGGGUGUAGAAAGAAACACCCCAAAAGCCUCUCCCAAGAAAAAACCUACCACCACCCUUCAGUACCUCUUUGAUCUGGAUUCUAAGAGCAAUGGCAAUGGCCAUUUCAGCAACAGUGGGAAACAAUCUUCUCUGGGUUCCGAAAAUGAAGAGCUCCUCUCUAUCAUCACAUACUGCACCUUUGUCUUCACCUUUACUGAUCCUUCUGAAUCUCCUUCACAGCAAGAUCUCAAGAGGCUCAAGCUCAGUCAACUUCUCUCCCUUGUGAAGUCCACAAAGAAGCCUCUCCAUGAUCAAAUUUUGUCACCUCUGGUUGCCAUGCUAUCUGCCAACCUCUUUCGCCCCCUCCCUCCAUCUUCCAAUGCCUCUGUCAUCUUUGACUUACCUGAUGAGGAAGACACCGCUUCUACUCCUGCACCUGCUUGGCCACACCUGCAAAUUGUUUAUGAGAUUCUUCUUCGGCUAGUCCUCAACACAGAUGCCAAGGCACUGCGUGAUCAUAUAGAUCAUUCAUUCGUUCUCAACCUCCUCUCCCUUUUCCAAUCUGAAGACCCACGAGAACGGGAAAGCUUGAAGAACGUGUACCACAGGAUAUAUUCCAAGUUCACCUUCUACCGAUCAUUCAUGAGAAAAGCAAUGAAUGAUGUAUUCUUGCACUAUGUUUUUGAGACAGAGCGGCCCUGUGGCAUUGGCGAUCUGCUUGAAAUUUGGGGCAGCAUAAUCAAUGGCUUCACCAUUCCACUCAAGGAAGAGCACAAGCUAUUCUUGAUGAGAGUGCUUAUUCCCUUGCACAAGCCCAAGGGGUUGCAGGUUUACCAUAGGCAGCUGGCUUACUGUGUCUCCCAGUUUGUGCAGAAGGAGCCUGUGCUUGGUGGGAUUGUUGUUCGAGGUAUUCUAAAAUACUGGCCGAUCACAAACUGCCAGAAACAAGUUUUACUUGUGGGAGAACUGGAAGAAUUGGUGGAGAUUAUAGAUCCUGAGCAAUAUAGGAAGUUGGCUCUGCCUUUAUUCACCCAAAUCACAAGGUGCUUAAACAGUUGGAACUCACAGGUAGCAGAGCGUGCCCUCUACGUAUUGAACAACGAGCAGUUCAUGAAGAUGGCACAAGAGGCAAUGGACGAGGUGUUUCCAGUGAUAGUUGAAGGCAUGGAGAAGAACCUUAAAUGGCACUGGAGCAAAAGCGUUCGCCAAUUGACACAAACCGUGAAGGUGAUGCUGGAAGAAAUGGAGCCGUGUUUAUACUCCAAGUGUGUAAUAAACCUUGAACUCCGAGAAUCUGCAGCUCAACAAGAGGAGAUCCAAAGAAGAGAGAAAUGGGAAAGGAUUGAACGGGCUGCUGAUGCUGCUACUGCUGCUACUGCUGCCCAGAAUCAGUUCCUCCAACCACCACAUUGUACAUGUGUUUCCAACUGAAGAACAAAACUCGAGAGUCUGUGCUGGCAGUUGUUAUUACUUAUUAUACAUCAAAAGACAAUGGAAACAGACGGAUUUAACAAAAGAAAAUGAAGAAAGCGAUACUGGAAUGCAAUGAUUCGUCACGAUUUAGAAUAGUAUUUUGCAUUAGCCCAAGGAUUAUUAUAAUAAUUCCUCUCCUUCCCACUCUGUUUCUCUUCUUUCUUCUUCACACAGUAGGCCCCAACAUGCUCUGGGUUCCUAGUUUCAAUCCACACCUACUUUUGGAGUGACUCUUUUGACUCCAAAGAAGCUUAUGCUUCACUUGUUAGAA